This is a messenger RNA of Neocloeon triangulifer, 1053 nucleotides long. RefSeq lists its product as uncharacterized. Lineage: Eukaryota; Metazoa; Arthropoda; Insecta; Ephemeroptera; Baetidae. The coding region runs from base 133 to 864 and encodes 243 amino acids. The record is from RefSeq and is a predicted model, not a curated record. The transcript has 8 exons.
GCCAAAUUCAGCUAAAAUGAGCCAAUCAAAAGCAGUGUGACUUAUUCGCACUUACAGACAACAGAACAAGAAUUCUCAAAAAUCACUCCACCUUGAAGCUGGUUCGCCUGGUUCCUAUUUAUCUGGUUGAAAAUGUCUUCCUCGUCAGCCAACACGUCAUCUGCUGGGGCUAAGGAUGCACAACAUGACUUCACCGAACUGACGGAGGAGUUGAAUAACCUCCAGGACCAUGCCUUGAAUCAACACGAGCAAUUCGUAAAUAAUCGAUCAAUCAUAGCCGAGUCAAGCAAAGAGAUGGAUCAGUUGUGCAUUGAGCUCAAGAAAACCAAGACCAAGACUGCUCAGCGCCGUAUGCAAAUCGAGAAAGUGAUUGCUCAGACUAAUGAUCUGAAGAAAAUCAUGGCCAAAGAGGUGGAACAGAGUGAGAAUUUGACCAAGAAGCAGCAGAUUUUAGAAAAAGAUAUUGAUUCUGUGAAAGAGGAGUACCAGAAGAAACUUAGUGACUACGAGCUGCACAUGGCCCAAUGUGCCAAAAGGUUUUCAGCUGGACCUCGUGAAUAUGGAUUAAAAAAGAUCAACGCUGAAGUGGAAAACAUGAGGGUGAGGAAAAUGGAGGCAGCCAAAAAGAGUUUGAAAGUUGCUCAAGGACGUAGAGAUCGUCUAAUUGUUCAGCUGACCGAGACCGAGAAAAACGUUGAACAUGCCAAAAUAGUGCACAAAAUGUUUGAUGCGAAUAGAUUGGACAUUGAAGAAAAACAGUUGCAAAAUCAGGUUGCUGCUGUCAAGAAGGAGGUUGCAAGCUGGUUGAAUGAAAAGAAAGAGACCUUGGAGAAGUUGAAGAAGUUCACAGAAUCCUUUAAGUGAAUUCACUCUUAAAAGGCCAGUAUAAUUAUUUAAUUUUAAGUUGAUUCUCAAUUCUUGAAUGCCUAGAAAGGCCCGUUUUAUUUGAUACUUUCAAACAAAUCGAGUUGAAAUAAACUGAGAUUCACAUACACAUUUGAGGGUUUUAACAGCAUCAGAUUUGUGGUUCAGCCGCAAGCCUUCAAAGCCGAG